Molecule: messenger RNA, 1953 nt
Organism: Tarenaya hassleriana
Lineage: Eukaryota; Viridiplantae; Streptophyta; Magnoliopsida; Brassicales; Cleomaceae
Product: protein DETOXIFICATION 14
Exons: 7
Coding region: 165-1616 (483 amino acids)
Biological process (GO): xenobiotic detoxification by transmembrane export across the plasma membrane
Cellular component (GO): membrane
Molecular function (GO): xenobiotic transmembrane transporter activity; antiporter activity
Source: RefSeq, a predicted model, not a curated record
AACUCAAAUUGGAAAAAAAUAGGGUUUGUCAUUGAGGCUGAAUCAUCAAUCAAGUUGCAAUUUUUUUAAUGGGUUGUUAUGAAGGUCAACAAUCAAUAAAUACACAUAUAGGGGAGACGAGUUUGACGUAAAAGAGGAGGAGAACGUGUGGAAAUCGAGGGGAGAUGGAGGCGGCGGAGGAGAAGGGUUUGCUGGUGAGAGACGGCGGGGAAAGCUGCAGAGAUGGGUUUUGGCGGGAGGUGAGGAGGCUGAGUUAUCUCGCGGGUCCGAUGAUCGCCGUCAAUUCCUCAAUGUAUUUCCUGCAAGUCAUCUCCAUAAUGAUGGUGGGUCAUCUCGGAGAGCUCUUCCUCUCGAGCACCGCCAUCGCCGUCUCCUUCUGCAGUGUCACCGGCUUCAGCCUCGUCUAUGGAUUGGCCAGUGCUCUGGAGACUUUAUGUGGCCAAGCCUUUGGAGCCAAACAAUACGAAAGACUUGGGAUUCACACGUACACUGCUAUUCUCUCCCUUUUCCUUGUGUGUGUUCCCGUGUCUCUCCUUUGGAGCCACAUGGGUGAGAUACUCUCUCUCAUUGGCCAAGACCCCUUGAUUUCCGGGGAAGCCAGGAAGUUCGCCAUUUGGCUCAUCCCUGGGCUGUUCGGGUAUGCCACCAUGCAGCCACUGGUUCGUUUCUUCCAAGCCCAGAGCCUGAUAUUUCCCCUGAUUGUGAGCUCGUGCUCCACCCUCUGUUGCCACAUUCUCCUCUGCUGGACCUUAGUGUUCAAGUUUGAGCUUGGAAACGUCGGAGCUGCUGUGGCUAUCGGCGUUUCUUACUGGCUUAAUGUUUCUGUGCUUGGAUUAUACAUGAUGUUCUCCUCCAGCUGCAGCAAGAGCCGUGCCCCCAUCUCCAUGCGUGUGUUUGAAGGGAUGAGAGAAUUUUUCCGCUUUGGAAUCCCAUCUGCCUCCAUGAUAUGCCUUGAGUGGUGGUCCUUUGAGUUUCUCGUCAUGAUGUCAGGAUUUUUACCAAAUCCCAAGCUGGAGACUUCUGUCCUUUCCGUGUGUCUAUCAACCAUCUCCACUCUGUACCAAAUAUCUGACAGUCUGGGUGCUGCAGCGAGUACAAGAGUUGCAAACGAAUUAGGAGCCGGAAAACCAGAACGAGCUCGUAUGGCUGUCUAUACUGUAAUGGUUAUGACUGCCGUAGUGGCAUUAGUGGUGAGUGGAACCCUCUUUGCCGGGAGAAACGUGUUUGGUUUCCUGUUCAGCUCGGAGACGGAAGUCGUGGAUUAUGUGAGGAGAAUGGCUCCUCUGGUGAGCAUAUCGGUUGUAUUCGAUGCCCUUCAUGCAGUUCUUUCAGGUGUUGCUAGGGGAUCAGGGUGGCAGGAUCUCGGAGCAUUGAUUAACCUCGCUGCAUACUAUCUUUGUGGCAUACCGAUUGCAGUAGUGUUAGGCUUCGGGAUGAAGCUGAGAGGUAGAGGCCUCUGGAUCGGGAUAACAGCCGGUUCUUUCCUCCAGGCCGCUUUGCUCGCCCUCAUAGCUUGUCUCACCAACUGGAAAGAACAGGCGAGAAAGGCAAGAGAGCGGCUGAUGACGGGGACGGAGGAGAUUGAAGACAAAGAAGAUGAACCAGAGACCACCUAAAUGAAGAUUAUUACAUCAUCGAUUACAGCCACCAUGGCCCAUUCCAAUGCUCUGUUGAAUCCACGGUUACUUGAGCCCGAUCCGAGCCACGGAAGAAGUACGGCCUAAUCAUUUUCCUUGUUAAUAGGAACACUAUUAUGUUGUCUGAACGUUCAAAAAGGUGUGCGUCUAUGGAUUCAUCAUUGCUUCAGACCUGCUGAAGCACUCGUUUUUGAUAGAUGUGGGGCCGGUUCGUCCACUAUUAUUGGUAUUGUCGAAUUUUAUUCAUUCUAGAGUUUGGUUUUCAAUUCAUUGGCCAAAAAGUUAUUUUUUGAAUAAAGGUUUUGUUUUGGUUCCA